GCGCACAUGGCGCUGUUCUUGCGCAGGUGUUGGCUGGCCCACGGGCCUUCGGGCCGCUCGCUGCGACGACGGGAGGCCAGUCUAGGCGCCGCUGGCCCCGGGACCGCGGUGCGAGUGAGGUUCGCCCCCAGCCCCACAGGCUUUUUGCACUUGGGUGGCCUCCGCACUGCCUUGUACAACUACAUCUUUGCCAAGAAGCAUGGAGGGAGCUUCAUCCUCAGGCUGGAGGAUACAGACCAGACCCGCCUUGUACCAGGAGCUGCAGAGAACAUUGAGGACAUGCUGGAGUGGGCAGGCAUCCCCCCAGAUGAAAGCCCGCGUCGGGGCGGUCCAGCUGGGCCCUACCAGCAGUCUCAGCGGCUGGAGCUGUAUGCGCAGGCUGCAGAGGCUCUGCUGCAGAUGGGAGCGGCUUACCCCUGCUUCUGCUCACCCCAGCGGCUGGAGCUUCUGAAGAAGGAGGCUCUAAGGAACCACCAGACACCCCGGUAUGACAACCGCUGCCGCCACUUGAGCCAGAAGCAAGUGGCCCAGAAACUGGCCCAGGAGCCCACGCCUGCCAUUCGCUUCCGCCUGGACAAGGAUGUGCCUGCCUUCCAGGACCUGGUGUACGGCUGGAACCGGCAUGAAGUGGCCAGUGUGGAGGGUGACCCGGUCAUCCUCAAGAGCGACGGCUUCCCCACCUACCACCUGGCCUGCGUGGUGGAUGACCACCACAUGGGCAUCAGCCACGUCCUGCGGGGCUCUGAGUGGCUGGUAUCCACUGCUAAGCACCUGCUCCUCUACCAGGCCCUGGGCUGGCAGCCACCACAUUUUGCCCACCUGCCCCUUCUCCUCAACAAGGAUGGUAGCAAACUGUCCAAGAGGCAGGGCGACAUCUUCCUGGAGCACUUUGCCUCUGCUGGCUUCCUGCCUGCGGCUUUGCUUGACCUCAUCACCAACUGUGGCUCAGGCUUUGCAGAGAACCAGAUGGGCAGGACCUUGCCUGAGCUGGUAGCGCAGUUUGACCUCUCCCGGGUUAUUUGCCAUUCAGCGCUGCUGGACCUGGAGAAGCUCCCUGAAUUCAACAGGCUGCAUCUGUGUCGGUUGGUGGACAGUAAGCCGCAACGUCACCAGCUGAUGGGGAAGCUGCGGGCACUGGUGGAGGAGGUUUUCGGCAGCCAGCUGCAGGACAGGGCAGUGCUGGAGCCUGCUUACUUGGAGAGGGUCAUCCUGCUGAGACAGGGCCACAUUGGCCGCCUGCAGGACUUGGUGUCACCUGUGUAUGCCUACCUGUGGACACGGCCUGCCGUGGAACGAGCACAGCUGGACGCCAUCACAGAGGAAGUGGACAUGAUAACCCAGCGUGUGCUGGGGUUGUUAGACGGCGCUGGAUUGAGCCUGACCCAGGACUCACUGAACAGAGAGCUGAGGAAGUUGUCAGCGGAUCUGCCAGGAACCAAACCCAGCCACGUGAUGAAGCUCAUCCGAGUAGCCCUCAGCGGACAACUGCAAGGUCCCCCGGUGGCGGAGAUGAUAGUGUCACUGGGCCCACAGGAAGUCCGGGCACGGAUCCAGCAAGUGCUCUCCAGCUAGGGGAGGAGUAGCAGAUGACCUACAAUCCCUCAUAGUGGAGCAAAGGAGGCCCAGUCACUCCUGAAGCGGCAGGGCUUGGGGCCAGGAGUGGAUCUGGCUUCUCCCUCCAUUGCCCACACACCAUACUCUGGGCUCCAGGCCACCUCGCUGCCUAUCUCCUUUACUCCGGAGCUACCUGGUUGCUGCUACCACAUCCCACAGCAGAAGAUUCAAGGAACUUCCUGAAGGCUUCUCACAUAUGAGUCAGCUUGGACUGCUGUUAAAAAUGACUGCACACUGGACCAGAGAGAAGAUCAGCAAGCUUUUUUUUUUUUUUUCCUUGGAGGUAUGUGUGUUGGGCCACAUCUGGCGGCACUCAGGUUAUUCCUGGCUCUGUGCUCAGAAAUCCUGGCAGGCUCGGGGGAUCACUUGGGAUGCCAGGAAUUGAACCCUGAUCAGCCUCGUGCAAGGCAAAAGCUCUACCACCCUGCUAUUACUCCAGCCCCAACAAGCUUUGAAGGCAAAAAGUCUGAGCACCUGAGCAGCCCUAGAAGUGACCCCUAGCCCCAAGGACAGAACUGGGAGUAACACCUGUGUAGAGGUCCGUGGCUUCCAGGGCUGCCAGAGCCCAGUGCUGCAAGGCUCACAGGGGCUCAUGGGACUCAGUUACUGGGUGGGGCCUAAAGCCCACCUAAAAAUACCAACUUGGAGGCACUGCCUGCCCAGGACAGAGAGAGAGGAGAAAAAGAUCAACCAAGUAUACUUUUUAUUCCUCCUGGAAUCUGAGGCCUGCUGCCCCUGCCAGAGUUCUGAAAAGGGAGAGAUAGAUAGAAAUACAUCUGUCUGGCCGGGGAGGGAGGCCUGGAUACAAAAAGGAAAGAAAAGUGAAUAGUUGCAAAGCAGGCAGCAUUUCUCUGAUGCUUUAUCUCUGCCUAC
This is a messenger RNA of Suncus etruscus (white-toothed pygmy shrew), 2487 nucleotides long. It is a transcript of the gene EARS2, whose product is annotated as glutamyl-tRNA synthetase 2, mitochondrial. The record is from RefSeq and is a predicted model, not a curated record. Gene Ontology annotation, biological process: glutamyl-tRNA aminoacylation. NCBI's taxonomy places the organism in Eukaryota, Metazoa, Chordata, Mammalia, Eulipotyphla, Soricidae. Gene Ontology annotation, molecular function: ATP binding; zinc ion binding; tRNA binding. Bases 7 to 1572 code for a protein of 521 amino acids. The transcript is spliced from 9 exons.